GUAGACCAGAAUUUGAAAUGUGAUAUAAGGAAAUGAAAUAGAAAGUGACGAUCAAGAAGAGCUUACUGUAUCUUUCUUUUUGUAGCUGCCCAAACUGUCAAAAAAAGUCAAAACCAAGAAUUAUGUCUUAUAUUUUUACCAUCUUGUAAUUUGUUGAACAGCUAUGUCUAUGGCAGAAAGAAUGAUUCCCCUAAAGGUUGUUAUCAUUGGUGCUAGUGGAGUUGGUAAAAGUUGUAUUAUGACAAAGUUUUGCAAUGGCACUCUUGCUAAGGGUUUAACAGUAAGUUGUGACUCCAGAACAAAAACUAUGGAUCACAAAGGUUUUAAAUACAGGUUGCAAAUUUGGGAUAUUGCAGGACGGUGUUGGGCUUUGAAUACAUCAUAUUUUCAUGGGGCAGACAUGAUUAUAAUAGUUUACGAUGUUGGUGAACAAAGUUCUUUUGAUUUAAUUGAUACAUUUAUUUCUCAAAUUAAAAAGUACGGUAAAGGAGAUGUACCAUAUGCAAUUGUAGCAAAUAAAGCUGAUUUAGAAUGCUGGAAAGUUGAAGAAAAUCCGAAAGAUGCAACAAAAGGUCUAUUUUUGUAAGAAUUUUUUUUUCAUUUUCCUUGUUACAGGAAAAAAUAAUUACACUUCGAAUUCUGCCUUGACUUUCGGUGUCCCAAACAGAUUUUCUGUCCUCAAUUCACAUGCUGAAUAUAUACUGAAAGUUAAUGUUUACGACUUUUUUUGUUAUUUUUUGAUUAAGUACCAUGCUAAUAGUUUUAUUUGUUCAAAGCCUACUCAGGGUUCGAAUUAGAAAAUUAAAGUCGGUUCGCAAAAAUUUUGACACUCUGUAACAACCACCAUCUAGAUGUGGCCUGGGAACACCGUAGGUCAAUUUUUCACUAGUGGCUAAUUUGUAUUUUUUUGUGACCUGCGAGCUCUACUUUUUGUUGCGUUAUUAUUUUUUUUGUUGGAGAAGUGAAGACGUUUAAACUUGUGAACCCCAAACACGAGAACUAAGCGUAUGAACUAGCGACUCUCUCACUUUUAACUUUCUUGUAUCUGAUAGUUGAAAUAAUGUUGCUUAAAUGAAAUAAGUUUAUUUUUAUAGCAUGCUGUAAGAAAAUAUUCAAAAUGUAAUUAUUGUUUCAGAGGUUCUUAAGUAAAAUGCUGGCACUUAAGCUCAACUUGCAAAAGUAAUUGCUUUCAUUCAAAAACACAAUAGAAUAGCGAAUUCCUUUCAAAUCACGCAAAAAUAAUUGCUCGUGUUAAGAACAAAAGCAUAGCAAGAAACAUUGUUUAAAAACAAUACUCUGCACUGGAAAAAAUAAAAUGCGAAGGCUAUUGAAUUUUUAAUUCAUUCAUGAAUUUUUAACAACGAAACUAAUUAAAGUAACACGAUUUUAAUCUGGAUAUAUUUUUAAAAAGACAAAGUUUUUUAAAAAACAAAUCCAAUGGUCUAAAUAUUUAAAAAAACUAAUGCUGCUACUUUUUAAAACUUUUAGUAACAUUUCUUUAUCAUCGAAACAUAUUUUCUAUCAUGCAAAACUUUUAAAAGUUCUUCUUAUAAAAAGCGAUGUUUACCAAUGCAAACGGAAAAACCCUACGUUCACGGCUUUCCCUUCCAAUAAGAUUUCGAAAACAAAUUAAAUUUCAAUGCCGAAGAAA
Molecule: messenger RNA, 1651 nt
Organism: Hydractinia symbiolongicarpus
Lineage: Eukaryota; Metazoa; Cnidaria; Hydrozoa; Anthoathecata; Hydractiniidae
Exons: 2
Coding region: 164-586 (140 amino acids)
Molecular function (GO): GTP binding; GTPase activity
Source: RefSeq, a predicted model, not a curated record